AUGUCUUUAGCUUUAGUUCGACAGGCUCUCGAACUCGUUGAUCCAGAAGAGUGUUUAACCAAGAAGCGCGGCGGGCGCGUGCGACGGCCGGCAGGUCAAGGUUAUCGUCACUUGUCUAAGAAUAAAAGUAAAGCGGGUAAGGUGAGCAAAUCAAAAGAUCAAAUUGCUGAAGAGAACAUUAAAAAGCUGCUGGCAUUGUCUAAACCCACUGCAGAUACUUCCACAACUGAAAAGAUAGUGGAGCGUGCAAUAAAGCAGAAACCACUCGCUGAUAAACCAGAAGUCAAAGUAGACGAAAACAAGUCCAUACUCUUCCCAGAAGGAACCGAAUCAUUUGAAGAUUUUGAAGCAGAACUUUUCUGCAGUUAA
Messenger RNA from Arctia plantaginis, 369 nucleotides. The record is from the annotation of a GenBank genome assembly. NCBI's taxonomy places the organism in Eukaryota, Metazoa, Arthropoda, Insecta, Lepidoptera, Erebidae.